This is a messenger RNA of Alternaria metachromatica, 1758 nucleotides long. RefSeq lists its product as uncharacterized. Lineage: Eukaryota; Fungi; Ascomycota; Dothideomycetes; Pleosporales; Pleosporaceae. The coding region runs from base 1 to 1758 and encodes 585 amino acids. The record is from RefSeq and is a predicted model, not a curated record. The transcript has 2 exons.
AUGGACCUUCUGAUCACCUCCGUCCAGUCUGGAAGAAGCAAAUACGAAACAAUGCUGAAGCUCCGGUCCAAGUCGGAUUCGAUCAAAGCGGAUAUCGCGAUGGUGGAGUUAAACGAAAAAGACGCCCGGUCGACAAUCCAAUGCAAAGAGGCGGCUAUCGAGAGGAUGAAUCAUCGGAUGCAACAUCUGAGUGGCAGCGGAGAAACGAAAGCCCAGCAACGUUGCCUGAAGGUCUUCUCGCGCGAGCGCGACGCAGCUAUGAAGACCAAACGAGAGAUGCAAAGAUUGGUCAAAUCGCUUACGAAGGAACGCGAUAAGAAUCUUUGCUUAUUUGCUGAAGUCGUGAUGGAGCUCCAGGAUACGUUUCUUUUGCCAAAGGAGAAGGGUGAUCCUAUCAUAUCAGAGCAGCAUGGGCAUGAUAUCGUCCAGGAAGAAGUGGUGAACCAGAUACAGGAGCACGGACAAGCCCUGAUACAGCAAGACAGUAAUAUACCAGAAGUGAACAAUGUUCAGUCGAACAAUUCGCCAGGCGCCGCCCAAAGAAUCGAAAGCGGCAACUCUCCCAUCCGUACCCAGCCUGUAGAGGCUUCGCAAGCCGACGUCUGUAGCAUUGUUAUCGAUCAUGGCUGUCUUGAUCAGCAAGCCGAGACCCAGUCCAUCAACAUCACUGCUGACAACCAUGAUGUAUCGUUGGACCCGCCAGUGGAAGACAGGGGUGGCUCGCCAUCCAUCAUAACGAGUUAUUCUGCUAUCCACUUCGAAGACCCGCAAGAGGUGCAGGGUAUGGCUGAACCAGGAAAUGAUGUCGAUGCUGAUGGUCGGACAGUCCAUGAAGUGCAAGAAGUCAGAAUCGAACAAGAGACCGGAGAAGCACUUCCCCACCAAGAUCCGUAUGUCAAAAGUUCCAAAGAAGAGUGGGAUAGGAUUGAGCAGGCCAUCAAGAAGCUCGAGCGAUGUGAGAAGAGUUAUUGGGAGAGGAAAGAAAAGUUCGAACAGCACUACAAGACGUUUGAUGAAAAGCUGGAUAAUUUCUGCUCGAGCAACCCACACUUGAGUAGAGCGGAUGCAGAACAGAGAUUCGGUGCAGCCUUCCUGAAAACGGGGGGACAUCUCCGUUACUACUUGACGGUAGGGGAAGAAUGGCUGAAGAAAGCCCGACUUGAGGCGAAAGAAGCAGGGGUCCACGACUGCAACUCAUGGGACCAGGAGUCUGGCUUCCUUUCAGUGGCGGGUGAAGGUCCGGAUCCAGAAGACACUGGAUAUAUGAGCGAUACUCGUGAUCACGAAGUGGUGAAGGAGUGGCUGCAGAUGCCUGAGGGCCCAGAAAUCAUGCAGCCUUCUGAGUUCAAAUUCGCGACAUCGAAAGUGAACGUCGAUCCUUGGGAGAGUCAUUCCACAAGGGGAGACUCAAGCAAACGGAAGAAGAUAGACGAAAAUGUCGACACUUGGGAAGUUCAGUCCUCCAAAGCGUACUCAAGCAAGCGGAGGAAGAUCGACGGGGAUGUUCCUUGGGUGGCGCCCAACGACAGCAAUGACAGCGCAUACGGCACAGCCAAGGAGGACAGGGGAGACCAGAAGCAAUCGGAAGGUCGAAGGAAGAGACCUCGCGCAAGGUCAGAGGUAGCCCAUAAGCGACGUGCCCGAUCAUUCGACGCGCUUCCCGGUUACGAGGUUGCCAAAGGGAUGUUCUCAGACACGCCUGUAGAGGAUCACAGUGUAAGUGUUGACCCCUCUGUACUAGCCGAUACCGAGUACUGA